UCCUACCGUACCGUACCUGGUACCGUAUCCUACAUUCCGUUGUUUCAGUUUGAAUUUCGAAAUCUACGAAUCGAUGACAACGACAACAUCAGCCGGAUUGUCUCCCAUCGGCGCACUGCUCGGACUGGAUGCACAAUACACACGGCAAUACAUUAUUUAUCGAGUAGAACUGCGAGAGAGAAAAAUGAGGUUUUGUUGCUUAUUACGGGUGCUGAACCUGUUGGCUAUGAUUGCAGUGGCCUGCGCUUGGACCGAGCGAAUACGUGGUUCCCUCCGUCCACAUCGGUCGAACCCCCGAUCCGGAUCGGAGCUCGCGGGAUCGAAAGCGGUCGUCGACGAACCGUAUUUGUUCAAUGGGACGGUCUCCAUUCUAGAUCGUGGGCCCAACCACCUCGUCGUCAGCAAGCCGCCGUCGGUCCUUUGCCACCGGAGCGAUUGGAGCGGAAGCGGCAAAAAACGAAGCGCCAAGCAGCGGGGACCGCCCGAGGUCCCGAUGCUCCAACGAGCCCGCGAGGCCGUCGGAGAACGCGUCAAUCUCGUCCAUCGCUUGGACCGCGGAGCCAGCGGGUGCCUCUUGAUGAGUUUUGCCGGGUCGGACGAGAACGGAGGAAACGCGACCGCUGUUUUACAAGAAAGCAUGACCCGAACGUCCUCCUCGCACAAGACCUAUCUUGCUCUGGUGCGGGGAGAAGGCAUACUCAAGGGAAGGGAUUUCCGACAAGAGGGAUGGUUCGAGGUUUCUCGACCGAUCAAGAACGAAGCAGGUACCCUUAAAAACGCAACAAGCUAUUUUCGAUUCAUUGCCGGUCAGGGGAACGAAAACGGUGCCCUGGAGGAUGUGCCAAGAGCGAGCCUUGUCCUGGCCAGAAUCAAGACCGGUCGUUGGCACCAGAUUCGGAAACACCUAAACGGACUCUCGCACCCAAUAAUCGGUGAUUCGACACACGGAAACUCAAAAACGAAUCGAGAAUGGAGACAAAAAUGGGGAUUGGAACCGGAACGCACUUGCCUUCACCUAUUAAAAUUAGAACUCCCGGCCACCCCGUUCACACCAAACGGCAUCUCUGUUGUUGAUGCACUUCCGCCCGACAUGACAAACAUGUUGCGGGAUCACUUUCCACCAGAGUUCUUGGAAACUGCAGAAACUGUUUUGAACGAAGAAGGCCUAACGUUGCGCAUCGAUAAACGUCCGGAUAUUGUGCCAGUCAGCUUCACGAUAAGCUGAAUCAGGAAGGCGACGAACCACAUUAACAAAAACGCCACAUCGGACCAAUUCCUUUCUUCACAUUGCAAACUACCUCUUGUUCACGCAGCUUUUGAGGUUCGAGAAAUUCCAACGCAUGCGAUGAGCGAAAUGAGAAUAAAUUCAAGCAGUGACACUCAUCUCAAGAGUCAGCCAAACAAAGAAUACUGUUGCCAAGAAAUAUUCGUGUGAUCCCGACAMGAAAAAGAAUACACUGAAAUAUAGAGAUGCUCUCAGAAUCCAGUAUUGCUCGACGAUCACCUCGCCUCUUUCGUAAUCUUCUUUUAUCAUCUCUCGCUGCCUCUCUUUCAUCUGUGCUUGCAUCUCGGUGUUUCGACGAACCAAAUCAUGUAUGUAGUGCCUCGCACGCUCGAGGUCUCUCGCGCCCGCUUCAUUUGCAUCUUCUAAGAGUUUUAAUUUUUCAACAAGAAACACGUUCCGGGAUUCGGCAUCUUCCAAACGAUCGGUUAGGCACAUUUUGUUUCCCGGGACCACCAACGUAUCUAUUAUUGUCACCUCGUCUGGAAUUGGGCUUUUUUUCAUCAGCAAGCUUUUUAGUGCAUGCACUCGGGUUGCCCCGUUUUUUACUAGACUGUAGUCAUUUCCAUCCAUUGCAUCCCAACUCAGACUGUUUUGCAAUCGUCCAUUCGGAGAAACGUUCAUCGUAUCUCGAGACCUGAAUACCGGUCCCCCCCCACGGUUCUCCCCAUUCGAACCACGAA
Molecule: messenger RNA, 1965 nt
Organism: Pseudo-nitzschia multistriata
Lineage: Eukaryota; Bacillariophyta; Bacillariophyceae; Bacillariales; Bacillariaceae
Source: the annotation of a GenBank genome assembly